AGAUCUUCGCUCGCACAUCCCGCGGGCAGUCGGUGCUCACUUUGAAACGCGGCUCUACGAAGCGUGGUCGUGCCGUCUCGUCCCGCAAAUCAAACGCCCACGAGGGAAACGCAAACAAACAAAAAAAAGUAUUCGCGCUCUCCCAAGACGGAUCCCGUGUGCUCGGACGAUGUUCCUGUCUUAAAACUCCGGAGUUGAAAACGAAAGAAACAACACCAGAAAUCAUCGAUCUUUCGAGCCGGUGCUCGCUAAAACCCUCCGUCGGAUUCUGGAUGCCGCUAUAACUACAAAGGGGGGCGGAGGUCAGCCCUGGAAAAAGCCCGAUGGUCCGGUAGCAGCGCCCUGGCCAAGGGGUGGACAGUCCGCAGGCCGGGCCCCAUGAUCCUCUCGGUGAAGGAUGUCCCUGUGGAUACGCUGCUGCUUGCGGUGCCGUCAGGCCGAUCGCCUCCGGCGCCCUCCACGCAUCCGCCAGGUCUUCCGAGGCACUGUCGUCCUCUGCACGCUCCUCUUCUUAACCUUCUGGACGAGCCUUCUUCAAGAAAACCCCACGGUAGAACUGGAGGAUGUCGACGAAGACAAAGCCCAAGCACAAGUUACAGAACAUGCGACUUCACCCGCUUCCGGCACUCCGACAUCCAAGAAGGACACACUCCGAAAGACCACCGCUGUCCAGGCGACGUCACUGGAGACACUCACACCGCGGAACGGGGGCACUUUAGAAGAUGUGUAUCCAGCGCAGCCGGCUCGUGACGGUGACUGGGUGUCAACGGACACCUACCCGCGAACUAAACUCAGACUAUUUCUUUACUCCGCGUACCUUGACAAUCGGAUUGCGGAGCCCGUAGUCCGAGUCAUCGGGGCUUACGCGUGUGUUGGGGGAGCGAAGUUGUCCUGCAUGCUUGAGUACUCCAACGGCAGGAGGGUCGUUGUGAACGCCACCAAGAAGACCAUCAACGAAAACUGGAAGUUAAAGUAUGGCGCAUCUUUCUUCAUGUGUCCGUACAAAGAGGACGAUCCUCCUACCAGGGUUCGGAUGAAGGAAACGUACGAGUUGCAGUGGAGCCCGUCAAUACCAGUCACGCCCCAAGGGCCCAUUGAGGGUCAUCCAGUGGGGAAGUUCACCAUAUGCGUAAAGCCGUUCCACUACAAGUACGACAGAGCGUCGUGGCUUGUAGAGUUCAUUGAGUUUCAUCGGAUUGUUGGUGUGGACCAUUUCUUUUUCUACAAUCACUCGACGGGUCUCAACGUGGAAAAGGUGCUAAAAGGGUACACAGAAAGUGGGGUGGUAACCAUGCUGCCCUGGAAUUUGGACAUUAAGUCCCAAAAGGAGAUACGAACAGAGGGCAUCUUUGCGUCGCUCAACGACUGCGUCUACCGUUCCAUGCGCCAUUUUGACUACGCGGUCGUGCUGGACGUGGACGAGUUCAUGGUGCCUCGCAAGGAUGACACCUUGGGUGCCAUGAUCAAAAGGAUCAAGAGCACUUCUCCUAAGGCCACAGGCUUCAUAGUGCUCAACUCUUUCUUCUACUUGUACUGGGACAAUGACACGACGGCCUACGGGGAGGUUCCGGAAGUGGGCCCCAGGAAGCUGCCUUACAUGCUAACGCAGUUCAAGACCAGGAGGAGUCGUAAGGUAUUCAGGGUCGGUUCAAGGUCAAAGUACAUCGUGCAGCCGCUGACAGCAGUAGAAGUUGGCAACCAUGUUGUCUGGCGGUAUUUUGGCCGUCAGGCGACCCAUCCUGUCUCCAAAGAAGAUGCGCUCCUGCACCACUACCGCAUCUGCGAGUUCGGGGGCUUCGACUGCCUGAAGCAGCCAUCUCUGGUGGACCGGGUCGCCCUGCGCUUCAACGCCAGCCUACUUGACCGUGUCAGCGACGUCUGCAACAAGGCUUUCCCACGUGGUGGAUACUGUCCUCCGGCUCCGGGUCUAGGGAGCCCUUGGUAGAGGAAAGCACGCGACCACCGUUGCCUUGAGCUAUCUCUCGAUGCAAAUCUUUCUGCCUUUUCAUCUACUUGUCAUUAAGGUUCUCUGGGAAACCAAAGAGAACACAGGAACCCCCGGGAAAUACAGGAACCCGAGGGAAUUGCAGGGACCCAAGGGAAAGAGAGGAACUGAAGGAAAAGACACGAACACAAGGAAAAGACACGAACUCAAGUGAAAGACAGGAACCUAAGGAGAAGGCGAGAGCACAAACAAAUGAUAGAAACCCAAAUGAAUGACAGAAACCCAAAUAAAUUACAGGAAGCAAAGGGCAAGACAGAAACCCAGGAGCAAGAAAAGAUCUCAAGGAAACACAGGAACUUAAGGGGAAGACAGGAACCCAAAGGGAAGCCAGGAACCCAAGAGUGGAAACGCUCAUACCGAACGAAAAGCUUAAUUCCAUCUCACAUGUUGUGUGAAGCGGUACCUGUGGUCCAAGCGUCAAUGCAGCACUAUGACACAAGCGCCAGUGAGUUCUGUGCAGCACCUAACAGCGCUGCACAGAACUCUUAAGACGUAUUGCAGCUUCUGUGGCUCUUCGUCCUCCAAAAUGGUUCUUUGUCUUCCAGAACGGAUCAAGGUACACAAAACUGUGGGCAUCGAGCUUCAUCAUCCGAAAACAAGGCACCAAAAAUAGCGUGGAUAUCCUCUAGUUUAACGAGCAACUGGACGCCCCAAGACAGCGUUAAGUGGGAAAUAGUGAGUGUGUGGAAGCUGUGACAUAUCACCACGGGAGUCAAACUGGUGCAAUGUUCUGCUAUUGCUACGAGGUUGCGCAAGUCUGGGUCGUGAAAGCUGGUCGUGUGUUUUCCUUUUAUUUUACCUACAACUGUGCCUCUGAACUCGUGGUCAUUGCAGAAAGCAGACUGGAACUUUACAGCAUCUGGUAGUUUUGGUGCUUAAGUGAGUGAAGAAAAUUGACUUUACGCAUCUGAUACUCAACUACACCGGAACGGGCGCGGGGUGGUGAUCUAAUAAUAGCACUUGUUAUAGCGCAAGUCACCAACAUAUGCAGCACAUGCACUACCACAUGUACUAAAACGUAGUCAAGUACUAUACUAUCUUAGUAAACUGAAACAAAGAGUGAGACAAUAUUUUAUGGGCACUUCCAAAUGAAAUGUCAUUUAAAUAAAUCAUUUUUACAAACUAUUCUACUUCAGCUGUUAAAAAAAAUAACUUGUGUGCACAGGACUGAGCUAAGGUUUUUCAAAUCCAGCAGGAUUUGAGGUGAGGACCGAGCUAACGUAAAAUCCAUGCCAAAAAAAAAGUUUUAGCUUAUGUUUUUUUAAUGUUUCUUUGUUUGUUUGUUUUGUGCAAUCGAUAAUGUUUUAUUCCUGGUAUGAGUCUAUGAAUUCUAGCAUUUUACUCAGUAUGUUCAGCUAAAAGCAUGUCAUGGUACAACAUUUAAGUGGACUCAAAUUAGUUGAGCUCUGAGAAUUGUUCAGAUCUCGGUGAUAUACUUCUUAAUGAGAAGGCACCAAAAUGGCAGCUCUGUUUAUUAUACACUCUUUGUAGCAUCCAGUAUGUUUUAAAGUUGUAAAGAGACUAGCGGUUGCACUUUUAUAGUGUGAUUAAAGUAUGUAUUUAUGAACA
Molecule: messenger RNA, 3574 nt
Organism: Ixodes scapularis (black-legged tick)
Lineage: Eukaryota; Metazoa; Arthropoda; Arachnida; Ixodida; Ixodidae
Exons: 4
Coding region: 398-1945 (515 amino acids)
Source: RefSeq, a predicted model, not a curated record